CACACCCCCAGGGAGAGGCCGGGUGGGGACGGCGGGGCGCAGCCCUCCCAGUAGGGUUCCCGCCGACGCUGCCCUCCAAGCCACCCGAUCUUCGAGCCAGCCGGACCCACGGACCCACGCAAGGGAAAGGGGCCGGCCCCGGGGCGGCGGGGGCGGCCGUCGGAAGGCUCCCUCCACUCCGAAGCCGUCUUCCAAGCCCCGCAACAUGGCCCGGGGCGGCAGUCAGAACUGGAGUUCCGGGGACUCAGAUGGCAGGCCGGAGGAACAGGCGACCGGAGAAAAGAUGGUGAAGGAGACCCAGUACUAUGACAUCCUGGGGGUGAAGCCCAGCGCCUCCCCGGAGGAGAUCAAGAAGGCCUAUCGGAAGCUGGCGCUCAAGUACCACCCGGACAAGAACCCGGAUGAGGGCGAGAAGUUUAAGCUCAUAUCCCAGGCAUAUGAAGUGCUAGAUCCAAAGAAAAGGGACAUUUAUGACCAGGGCGGCGAACAGGCAAAGGAAGGAGGCGCAGGCAGCCCCAGCUUCUCUUCCCCCAUGGACAUCUUUGACAUGUUCUUUGGUGGCGGAGGACGGAUGGCUAGAGAGAGAAGAGGCAAGAAUGUUGUACAUCAGUUGUCUGUAACUCUUGAAGAUUUAUAUAAUGGAGUCACAAAGAAAUUGGCUCUCGAGAAAAAUGUAAUUUGUGAGAAAUGUGAAGGCAUUGGUGGGAAGAAGGGAUCUGUGGAGAAGUGCCCAGUGUGCAAGGGGCGAGGGAUGCAGAUUCACAUCCAGCAGAUCGGGCCGGGCAUGGUGCAGCAGAUCCAGACCGUGUGCAUCGAGUGCAAGGGCCAGGGCGAGCGCAUCAACCCCAAGGACCGCUGUGAAAGCUGCAGUGGUGCCAAGGUCAUCCGAGAGAAGAAGAGUAUCGAGGUGCACGUGGAGAAAGGUAUGAAAGAUGGGCAAAAGAUACUGUUUCAUGGAGAAGGAGAUCAGGAGCCUGAGCUGGAGCCUGGUGAUGUCAUAAUUGUGCUUGAUCAGAAGGAUCAUAGUGUCUUUCAGAGACGAGGCCAUGACUUGAUCAUGAAAAUGAAAAUUCAGCUUUCUGAAGCCCUUUGUGGCUUCAAGAAGAUGAUAAAAACACUGGAUGAUCGAGUCCUUAUUAUUACAUCCAAAUCAGGUGAGGUGGUAAAGCACGGGGACCUGAAAUGUGUGCCCAACGAAGGAAUGCCAAUCUACAAAGCACCCCUGGAGAAAGGGACGCUGAUCAUACAGUUUUUAGUAAGUUACUUUCCUGAAAAACACUGGCUGUCUCAAGACAAGCUUCCCCAGCUGGAAGCUCUGCUCCCUCCUCGACAGAAAGUCAGGAUUACAGAUGACAUGGAUCAGGUGGAGCUGAAGGAGUUCAAUCCCAAUGAGCAGAACUGGCGCCAGCACAGGGAGGCCUACGAGGAGGAUGACGACGGGCCCCGGGCCGGAGUGCAGUGCCAGACGGCAUGACGCGGCCCGGCGCAGCGUGGCCCGGCCGGACUAGCACAUGAUGAAUGUAAAGUUGGCACAAUGAAAAUGGCGUCGCUUUAAUGGCCUCGUGUUUGGGGUGUCCUGUGUAUGUGUUCAGCAUUCUCAACUGCUGAGUGUCUUUUUGGUUUUUCUUUUGUUUUUCUUUUGGUUGUAACGUAAGUUAUCGGUUUAUAUUUAAAUGUUUUAAGUGUAAAUCACUCUAGUCUGCAUAUGGAAUCUGUUUAUUUACAUUUUCAGGAUAUUUUUGAGAUGCCAGUGACCGCACUGACACUUUGUACUUCUAGAGGCUUUGCCAUAAUUCAGUUCCACCAAUAAAGCACAGCCCAGACAACAGCACUCAGCCCCCUAGCAAACCUCCAGGCAUGAAGUGGGCGACCUGGCCCAAGUCUAGCUCUGCGGUUUCUUUCCCUCCCCACCUCCCUCAUAAUGGCAAAGUUACUGAGGGCAUGAUCUCAGGGCUGCUCAUGUGACAUUUCUGGAUCUAGAUUCCAGAUGCUUCUCCUCAAGAAUAAAAGCACAUCUGCGGGUUGGGCUUGGCUGCAGUGCCUGGUUCACGCUGAGUGGGCUGCAGGGCCAACUUGGUUCCUACCUGUGUCCUGUGCCCUUGAAUGCUUGGAAUGGGGUGUGAGUGUGUCUGAUCAUCUCUCUUGGAAGCUUCCUGAACCUUCCAGGCCUUGCGGUGAGGACAAACCAGGGUUUUAAAUGAAACGCUGAUAAAACUGUUUGCCUGCGCCCCCCGCACCUUGUUUUUUGUUGUUUGAUUUUCUGUUGACAGCCUUUGCAGUGCUCUCCCACCAAAGUGCUUACUUGUAAAGAUAACGAAACCAUCCAUGUCCGCAGCAGCCUCAGUGCAACGGAAUCCACGGAGAUGCUGGUGGUUCAGCCCCGUGGCACAGCCAGCUUCCCUGUCUGACCAGUGAUCCGGGAUGACUUGAGGGUCUGGAAAGGCAGAGGACAUCUCAGUGUUUUCCACCUCAUUCUCCCAGAUUGAACUCCCUUCCAAAGGAUGGUUCCUCUCCUUGCACAGCCAUAUCACAAAGGGCUUCCUGCUCAAGGGAUAAUGUUUUAGUGAGAACUGAAGUUCUACUCUGGACCGCAGUCUGUCUGGACUACCACUGUAAAUGAUAACUUGUUGGGAGGGAUAUUAUUAACUCCUGGCAGGUAGACUACAAUUUAAAUUUAGGGUUACCUCAACCUUUAGCCAUUACUGCUCCUUUCCUUCCCACAACAGUCAUGAAGAAAAACUCCUGCCUUCUAAGCUGCUGGGUUAAAGCAGAGGCCACUUUUCAGAUCCACCCUUAUUGGGUAUACAGUAUCUGAGAGUUUGACUCAGACCAGGGACCUCCCCAGGAGGGCCAAAGGGUAGAUGAGACCCAUGGCAGGUAGGUCCAGUGGAUGGACCAGGCUCCAGCUGGCUAGUGGGUGGGCAUAAUUUGCUCAAAAUAGGUAUAGAAAGAGCCCACCUGUCCCACUUUGACCAUCAGUCAGGAAAGACAUAAAACCUAUUCUUCCAACUAAGCCUAUAUGAAAAUCAAUUGACAAAUGGACCACAACUCCAGGGUGUUCUGUUUCUGUGCUGUGACUUCCUAAUUAUUGCUAGAAAACUGUCUAGUUGAUGAUGAGGCAAAAUUACAUUCAGCUCCUUGUCAUGUAAAGAAUUUGGAGGGUGUUGCUUAAAAUUUAUUCCACCUGUAUAUUUGUCACUUUAAAAUUAAAAUUGAGCUGGUAUGAGA
Balaenoptera musculus (blue whale) is the source of this 3228-nucleotide messenger RNA. It is a transcript of the gene DNAJA4, whose product is annotated as DnaJ heat shock protein family (Hsp40) member A4. Gene Ontology annotation, cellular component: cytosol; cytoplasm. The record is from RefSeq and is a predicted model, not a curated record. Gene Ontology annotation, biological process: protein refolding; response to heat. Gene Ontology annotation, molecular function: Hsp70 protein binding; ATP binding. NCBI's taxonomy places the organism in Eukaryota, Metazoa, Chordata, Mammalia, Artiodactyla, Balaenopteridae.